AGACCUACGACGGUGCAUGUCACGUUGUGGAAACGAUUUGGCUCGGGGUACCUGUGGUUCUACUCGACACACCAUACACCAAGUAGAUUGCUAGAAACAACAAAAAUGGCGGGCCAUGCUACUCGUAGUCUUCCAACACCGAAACACGAACAAGGAGAUACAGUUCUUUGCUAUGAACCCGAUCCUACCAAAGCCAGAGUCCUUUAUGAAGCAAAGGUUCUGGAAGUAGACAUCACAAAAGACGAGAAAGGCAAAAAGGUACCAGAGUACUUCAUCCACUUCAAUGGCUGGAAUAAGAGCUGGGAUCGUUGGGUUGUGGAGGAAAGUGUUCUAAAGAAUUCUGAAGCCAAUCAAGCCCUCAAAGCAAAGCUUCAUGAGAAUGCCCUGAAGUAUCAGAAAAAAAGAAAGCAACAGAGAACCAGCACCUCAACAACACCUGUCGACCAGGAAACAACUACUCCAACUGAUGAUAUUACUUCAAAUCAGUCUGAUCUUCCAAAAGUUGAGAUUGAGAUUCCAAGCCAGUUGAAGUUAAAACUUGAAGAUGACUGUUACCUGAUCAAGAGGAAGAAAAAGCUCAUCAAACUGCCAAGGCAUCCUUGUGUCUAUGACGUUUUAGAGGAAUAUUUUUCGCACUGCAAACUAACACAGCCAGAAGAAAGCUGCAACCUUAUAAGGGAAGUACUGGAUGGACUAAGGAUCUACUUUGAUUUCACUCUGCCCACACUUCUGCUGUAUAAUUUUGAGCGUGAACAGUACUAUGCAGCUAUGCAAGUUAACCCUGACCCACUAGGACAGUCAAAUGGGCCCCAGAGGCCUGUGGCAGAGCAAGCACCAGCAGAUGAGAAGUGUGGAGUUGUCAGUUCUUCCACUGAGGCAUCAUUAAAUAAUACUAGUAGUACAAGCAAUCAGAAGGAGAGGGAAAGGAGAUCUUCACGCCGCCGCACCCUGAGAAAUCACCCAACACAAGCACCUGAUGAAACCUCAUCUGACCAGACAUUCACAGAGCAGGAAGACCCAUCAAGCCAGAGUGUCCAGUCAGAAACAGAGGGUUCACAGUCAGCUAUGGUGUCAUCAACAUCAUCUACUCCAGAUCUCCUGGCAUCACCACCUGUUAAAAGGAAAGUGCACAGCAUUGAGGAAGUUCCAAGCGACCCUCCCGCCCAGCCCCGCCAUAACCUGUCUCUGUCUUCAACCUGCUCUUCACUGCCGAUAACCAGUGGACUGCUACCUGCCACAUGCAAGACCAUGCCAUCACGAAUAUACGGACCUGAACACCUACUAAGAUUAUUUGUGAAGCUGCCAUCCCUUCUAGCAAGGACCAACAUGCCGGAAAAAAACCUCGUUCCCUUGCUUGAGCAAGUGGAUCUCCUCCUGAAAUAUCUCGUGGAGCGUGAGAAUGCGCUAUUUUCUGACGACGUCUACCAGAGCUUUCUAUAGCGCAAGCCCUGUUUACAAUACCUGCACAAGUAUACUGUAUUGGCAUGUUUAGAUUUACCUAGCAUGUUGGUUAUCAGGUCACAUCACAGUCAGACGCAUACUAUUAAUUUACAACCGUUCAUCAAGGAUAUCUUUUAGGGGCGUUCGAUAAACCCUUGAAGUCCCUGCUAAUUCUAUAUAAUUUCAAGUUCCCUUGGGACUGUUUUCAUUAGUUUCUUCUCUGAUACAUUGGUCGGUUUGAAAUUCCUAUAACUCUAGUCCCAAGUUCCCUAAGAUACAUAUUUUAACUUUUAAAUUUCAAGCUUUAAUUAGAGCUGUUUUUCUUCUAUCUUGACGGUUGGAGCUUCCUAACUCUAGCCUAAAGUUCCCUAAGGUACUUAAAUGACUUCGAAUUCCAAGCUAUAUAAUUAGAGCUGUUUCCUCGGGCGGGGAUCAUCGUCGUAUCCUUGAGGGUGUAAAUUUAUAGCCUUGGGUAUCUUUUCAGGGUGAAAACGUUGAAACGUGUCAAUCGGUGUUUUUAGAUCACUAACCAGCAAAAAAAUCACAACCCACAGUAUCUUUUAGGGGGUAUUCAUGCCUAACCACGCCCACUUAAGUAUCUUUUAGGGUUAAAAUAUAACAAGACCACGCCCACUUUAGUAUCUUUUAGGGUUGUUUUCAAAAAAUCCCGACGAUGAUCCCCGGGGUUUAACUUAGUCGAGUUCGCCAGUUGCGAUUGAAAAUUCUUGCUUUAGUCUACUGUUGAAAAAGAGGAAUGCCAUAAACAAUAGCUAGACUGCAGUUUUAAAACCUCAAAGAGCAUAACUGGAAAUUUGAAGGUUGUACAAGCUAUUUUAGAUAUAUCUUUUUUUUUUCAUAUUUGCUACCAACUUUGUCAUGUGAAUAUAAAACAUAUAGAUAGCAUAAAACUAUACAGUAGUCACCAGCAAAAAACUUCUAAGAUAUUUAGUUUUAUUUUAUGCAAGUUGUCAUAUACAGAUAACUUAAAUAAAGUUAAUUGGAAUGUG
Molecule: messenger RNA, 2447 nt
Organism: Nematostella vectensis (starlet sea anemone)
Lineage: Eukaryota; Metazoa; Cnidaria; Anthozoa; Actiniaria; Edwardsiidae
Product: chromatin modification-related protein EAF3
Exons: 11
Coding region: 106-1440 (444 amino acids)
Biological process (GO): regulation of DNA-templated transcription; chromatin organization
Cellular component (GO): NuA4 histone acetyltransferase complex; nucleus; MSL complex
Source: RefSeq, a predicted model, not a curated record